UGCGCAACAGCGGCAGCUUCUUUGGCUUAGCAGGCAGCAGCAUCCCUUUCGACGCACAGCUUGAUUUCACAGUUUGUGUAGCUAAAACUUCUGAAACUUGGUCUAAAAUAAUAUACAUUACACGUGAAUAAUGGCUACUGACUCCUGGGCUCUGGCUGUCGAUAAACAGGAAGCUACGACUGACUCUUUCGGCUCCUUGGUGAUCAGAUCCCCACCUCGAGGUAUAGGUGAUGCUGCAACUAGAAAGGCAAAAGGUACCACAAAACAAGUGGAGAAUGGCACAAAUGUGGAAGUGGAAGAAAAAGAGGACAAAGCGGCCCAGUCGUUGUUAAAUAAGAUGAUCCACACCAGCCUUGUGAACACUACCAAUCAAGUAGAGGUUCUUCAAAGGGAUCCCAACUCUCCUCUUUACUCUGUCAAGACAUUUGAAGAGCUGAGACUGAAAGAUGAGCUGCUAAGAGGAGUGUAUGACAUGGGUUUUAACAGACCCUCUAAGAUCCAGGAGAAUGCCCUGCCCAUGAUGCUGGCAGAGCCCAUGUAUUAUCCCUCUGGUUCCAGACCUCAGAACCUGAUUGCCCAAUCACAGUCCGGCACAGGUAAAACAGCUGCCUUUGCGCUGGCCAUGCUCAGCCAUGUUGACCCAGCUAACAAAUGGACUCAGUGUCUUUGCAUUGCCCCAACGUACGAGCUAGCUUUGCAGACUGGUAAAGUCAUUGAACAGAUGGGGAAAUUCUAUCCUGAGGUCAAAUUGGCAUAUGCCAUUCGUGGCAAUAAAUUGGAUCGAGGGAUGAAGCUUCAGGAGCAGAUUGUCAUCGGGACACCUGGCACGGUCCUAGACUGGUGCUCCAAACUGAAGAUCAUCGACCCCAAGAAGAUCAGCAUCUUCGUCCUGGACGAGGCUGACGUCAUGAUCGCCACACAAGGUCACCAGGACCAGAGCAUCCGGAUCCAAAGAAUGUUGCCAAAUGAAUGUCAGAUGCUGCUGUUCUCGGCCACGUUUGAGGACUCAGUCUGGAAGUUUGCAGAGAGGGUCGUGCCAGACCCCAACAUCAUCAAGCUGAAACGUGAAGAGGAGACUCUGGACACCAUCAAGCAGUAUUACGUGCUCUGCAAUGAUAAGGAGGAGAAGUUCACAGCCCUCUGUAAUAUCUACGGCGCCAUUACCAUCGCCCAGGCCAUGAUCUUCUGUCACACCCGAAGGACAGCUGGCUGGCUGUCUGCUGAGCUGACCAAAGAAGGCCAUGUGGUGGCACUGCUGAGUGGGGAGAUGACUGUUGAGCAGAGAGCGGCCAUCAUUGAACGCUUCAGGGAGGGCAAGGAGAAAGUCCUGGUGACCACCAACUUAUGCUCCAGAGGUAUUGAUGUUGAGCAAGUUUCCGUGGUGAUCAACUUUGACCUGCCCAUGGACAAAGACGGAAACGCUGACAACGAGACAUACCUUCACCGGAUUGGCCGCACAGGACGUUUCGGCAAGAGGGGGCUUGCCGUCAAUAUGAUUGACAGCAAACACAGCAUGAACAUUCUCAACCAAAUCGAGGAGCAUUUCAAUAAAAAGAUAAACAAACUUGACACUGACGAUCUGGAUGAAAUCGAGAAAAUCGGCAACUGAAGAGGCUGUUAUCUUUUAUAAAUCAUAAUUUAAUGCAUCUAAUAUUUAUGCAGGUGGGACUGUUACCUCACAUUAAUAAUAUAACUACACAGAUCAUACACGUAGCUAGCUAGCGAACAGUACGCUUUAACUUCAAAUGAAAACGACUUUCUGAC
Coregonus clupeaformis (lake whitefish) is the source of this 1764-nucleotide messenger RNA. It is a transcript of the gene ddx19a, whose product is annotated as DEAD-box helicase 19a. NCBI's taxonomy places the organism in Eukaryota, Metazoa, Chordata, Actinopteri, Salmoniformes, Salmonidae. Gene Ontology annotation, molecular function: RNA helicase activity; RNA binding; ATP binding. Gene Ontology annotation, biological process: poly(A)+ mRNA export from nucleus. The record is from RefSeq and is a predicted model, not a curated record. Gene Ontology annotation, cellular component: nucleus; cytoplasmic stress granule. The coding region runs from base 131 to 1609 and encodes 492 amino acids. The transcript has 12 exons.